AUGGUAACAUGUUUUCAUUCGAAUCGCUUGUAUUUAUUCAAGUCUAUUUGUUAUAAUGGGUUUAUCUCAUUCAAAUACUACUCUCGCAUACCAUCGAUCGUUCGUUACCGAGCACAAUCCAAAACUUUAGUCACACAAAAGAUCGAUUCACCCGAAUAUAAAACUUUAUUGACACCAUCGUUAUUGAAAUUGGCUGACUUAUUCAAAGCGAAUCAAUAUGAAUUGCGCAUGGCUGGCGGUGCUGUACGAGAUCUUCUUAUGGGUAUUCGUCCACAUGAUAUAGACUUUGCCACAACAGCUACACCUGAUCAAGUAAAACAAAUGCUAUCCGAUGCGGAUAUUCGAAUGAUUAAUGCCAAUGGUGAAAAGCAUGGAACAAUUACAGCUCGUCUUGAUGAUAAAGAAAAUUUUGAAGUGACAACAUUGAGAGUCGAUGUUGUCACAGAUGGACGACAUGCCGUAGUCGAAUAUACUAAAGAUUGGCAACUGGAUGCUAGCCGACGAGAUCUCACUAUCAACGCUCUUUUUCUCGAUUUGGAAGGCAUUGUUUAUGAUUAUUUCAAUGGUAUCGAUGAUCUAAAACAUCGUCGCAUUCGGUUUGUUGGCGAUCCAGUCGAACGUAUACGAGAAGAUUAUCUUCGUAUAAUUCGAUACUUUCGGUUUUUUGGUCGACUUGCCAAUGAUAAUGCGGUGCAUGAUGAAGAAACAUUGAAAGCUAUUCGAGAUAAUGUCGACGGAUUAAAUAAUAUUUCUGGUGAACGUCUUUGGAUCGAAUUAAAACGUAUUGCGGAAGGACGAAAUGCCGGUCCAGUUUUGAAAACCAUGCUUGAACAAAAUACGGGUCAAUAUCUUGGUAUGCCCACUGAUUGCAAUUUGAAUCAAUUAGAAGAACAUUGGAGAAAGUGUUAUCAAGCGAAUCCACAUGCGUUAACUAUAUUGACAAAACUUUUUCGUAAUAUGGAUGAGUUAGCCACAUUUGAAAAGCGUAUGCGGUAUUCGAACGAUUGUCGUCGUUUAGCUCAACUAUUAGUCGCAUUUCGUGAUUCCAUAUCUCCGCUCAAUUCAACAUCGGCUGAUUCUUUGAAACCAUACAAAGAUCUUCUUGCUGACUUGUCUGUAUUCGAUCCAGAUGUUAAAGAGAAAAUACUAGAACUACUCAAGUAUCAACAUCAUUUAAAAGAAGCUCAACAGUUCGCUGAUUGGACUUUACCACAUUUCCCCAUAUCUGCAGGAAUGCUUGCAUUGAAGCGCAUCAAACAAAAUGGUAAUUACAAGAUAAUUAUGAAUGAACUUCGAGAUGCAUGGAAGAAGUCAGAUUUUCAAGCAACUGAAAAACAAUUGCUUGAUGAAACAUUACCCAUCAUUUUGAAGACUUUACCAACUACUAUUGCUACAAUGGCUAGUCAAGAGAGUAAGAAUAUGAUUCCGCCAAUAUAUACAACUCCGAAGAAACGUAAAAAGAAAGAACUCACACCCGCGGGUAUUUCAAAAGCUACUUAA
This is a messenger RNA of Adineta ricciae, 1500 nucleotides long. Lineage: Eukaryota; Metazoa; Rotifera; Eurotatoria; Adinetida; Adinetidae. The record is from the annotation of a GenBank genome assembly.